Molecule: messenger RNA, 1123 nt
Organism: Trichogramma pretiosum
Lineage: Eukaryota; Metazoa; Arthropoda; Insecta; Hymenoptera; Trichogrammatidae
Exons: 5
Coding region: 62-1123 (353 amino acids)
Source: RefSeq, a predicted model, not a curated record
CUGCGCCAAGCCCGAUCCCGUACAAAAUAAGACGUACUUGCAGUUCGGCCCGUUCAUACAGAUGAGCAUCGAGCGCGAGGAGCGCAUCUAUCAGGUCUAUCCGCCGACCUCGGGCUGGCUCUACUGGGACAGGUGCAACGGCAACUGCGAGCGUCACGCCUACAGUCACGUAAUGGCGCCCGGCGAGUACGGCUGCGGCCAUCGACUGAGAAACUGUCGCGCCUUCGAUAACAACGUCGAUAUUUGCUACGCCCAGCCUGCCAUGCCGCGAAGGUACGAGUACGCGGUGGGCACCAACGACAAGGUUUACGGGAACAACGACGAGGAAUGCGGCGGAACGAAAGAGACGCUGGCCAAGUUCACCAAUCUGAACUCGUUCGCGUGCGAAAUUUGCGUCUGCACGUGCGAGGAGCUGCACGCGCCGGAUCACUUCGUCGAUCUCGGAGAGGUCACGUCCAACGUGGACGAGAAUAAAGUCAUAGUCGGACUUCGCUUCAAGCGUAUGUUCGGCAUACUGUACAUGGAGGCGAAGACGGCCAAAUUGUUGCCGUCGGGCUUGAUCGAUCCCAAGACCAAGUCCUGGACAAAGAAGGAGUUGAAGAGGGAGGACGUGGAGGGACUCGUGGAGGGCGUCGAUCACGUGCGACUCACCUGGAGAAACAGGUCGUUCGCCCUGGACGACAUCGAGCUCGAGAACGACUACGUCCUCACCGGGGUGAAGUUCGUCUACGACGGCGGCCUCGUCAAGGUCGCGGCCCGAGGUAAUUUUUACGACUUCGAGGCGGGCACGGUGGAUCCGGAAGAGGAGUUCUGGAGCGUCAGCGGUGAAUCCAAGGGUCUCGAGGAAUACGGCCAACUGUCGGUGGAGGAUCGGGACGUACCGACGGAUCAUUUGGAAAAUCACGUCGACUCGGUCGAGGGACAGUACCUGAACUUGACGACGAGCAGCAUGAAAAACGACGCGGGCCAGAGCGUGGUGCCGUUCGUCGACGCGCUGCCCGUCGUGCCCAAGCAACUGAUACCACUGUCGGGCUUUGGACUGAUCCACAAGGGCGGCAGAAAGACCUCGGGAUAUCUGGCGCUCAAGCUCUUGGGCUACGACUUUGAGCCGCACGUUUCGUAA